Molecule: messenger RNA, 9275 nt
Organism: Dermacentor andersoni
Lineage: Eukaryota; Metazoa; Arthropoda; Arachnida; Ixodida; Ixodidae
Molecular function (GO): protein binding
Source: RefSeq, a predicted model, not a curated record
UCGAGCCGCUAGAGCGGAGCGCGCAGCAGCCGCGGGGCGAAGCGCAAUGAGUCAGAGCCGCCAGAGCGUCGGCGGCGUCGGUCCAGCCCAGUGUGUCUCCUCCACCGAGUAUCGGCGGAUGCGCAGCUCGGCGUGAGCCAGACUCGAGUCCCACCGCCGCGACGCUCGGACGGCAGAAAGCGGUGAUGCAGCGUCGCUGCACUAAGUGAGUGGUGGUGGCAAUGAGCGUGUGAAAGGCGGGAAGUAGUGCUGCUCGGUGUUGCAGCGUCGUCUCCAGGCGAUGUUGUGUUCCGGCGCCCUGUGGCGUGCGCUCUGCGCUUGGCUCUCCCUGGGCUUCGCCGCCUCCCCUGUCCGCGCCAAGGAGAUCAACGAGCUCGACUCGAAAGAGACGUCGGAACAACAGUGGCCACUGGGUCCCCCGCGCGAGGUGACCAUCGACACCAUUGCCGAGCACUCGUUCACGUUGCGCUGGAAGCCGCCGCGACCGAACCCCAACAAGCACGUCAAGCUGCAAGGGUACAUGCUCACCUACGCACCCACCGGCAAGGCUGCCUUCGGCGAGGAGAAGGCGCUGAUGCUGCCGGCGGUAAUCCAGUCCAAGCUGGUGACUCGGCUGCGCGAGGGUACCGAGUACGCCGUGGUCCUGUCGGCCGUCUACCCCAACGUGCAGACGGCAGCCGCACCCAAGCUCGCCGUCCGCACCGCACUGCCCGUCGCCGAACUGCCUGUCGGCGAUGACUCCUACCUGGACAAUAAGAUCCAGUGCAACUGCAGCGAGGAAGGCAUGGUGGCGUGCACGCGGUCGGCGCUGCAGGACGUGGCGUGCAGCUGCUUCCCGAGCUACGUGGGCCGCUGGUGCGAGUCGUGCGCCAGCGGCUUCUUCCGGGUGGGCAAGCGGUGUGCCGCCUGCCCCUGCAGCAACGCCACAUCUACGGGAGAGUGCGAGGCGGGCACUGGAAGCGAGAGCGUCUCCUGUCGCUCCUGCCUGCCGGGCCACCGGGGUCCCCUGUGCUCGGCCUGCGCGGCGGGCUACCACUGGAAGGGCGAGCGCUGCGAGCCCAUCAGCUGCCUCAGCUUCGCCAUGUGCGCCCGCGAGCCCGACAAUCCGGGCUGCCGGGACUGCCACCUCGUCCAGAACAGCCUGCCACCGGUCGCUCAAAAGAGCUCGGAGAGCGGCCUGACGUCCGGUGCAGUGGCGCUAGUGUCGGUACUGGCGACCCUAUGCUUCCUGCUGGUUGUGGCCGGCGGCGCCACCUGGUACCGGUACCGGCUUAGGCGGCGGUCAAGAGCCGGCCUGCCGUUCUGGAGCAUCGAACUUCGAGAAGACAAACCAGCUCCAGCGGCGGACUACCAGCACCUUGAGGCCGCCUCGAGUAAGCUCGUCGUUCAGGACGAAGAAGCGGCGCGGCUCGAUAAGUGCUCGCCCGUUCCGCCGCAGAGGCCGUGCACGGGAGGGACGCCUGAGCUGUCGCAGUGCCCGAACGGCGGACUGUGCCAGUGAGACACCUUGGGACACUCGUGGACACACCGGAUGUGCUUAACCGGACUUCGCGUGAUGAUCUGCUGUCGUUGUUCUCCAUUUCGCAUUAUUAUUGUGCUAUAUCUUUCUUAAAGGUAAAUACUCUUGGGCAUUCUCGGAAAUUUUCUGUGAGCCCUGUAAGGAGGAUAAAAACACGGGUGCCAGCCAACAGAAUAAGGAUCUCAGCGUAAGAAAACUAGAGUGGCAUGAAGGCUUUAGGUCCAAUCAGUCUCAUCUCAUGUAACCCAUUCGAAUGAACCCAAAACCCUUCGUCCAGUAAUCUAUCAAGUUUAAUACCAACUUCGCAAAAUACCUAAUGCAAGUAAGGAGGUAUCUUGAGCGACAGCAUAUGUAACAACUCGCUUAAGGCGAAAAAACACAAAGAAAUUGAACACGUUCACACACGUGGAGGAAGGAAAAACUGUGGAGAGGCUCUGACGUCACUCUCCGUGACCCUCAGUGACAACGGAACUUGGCCUUACUCCGCCAUCUUGUCGGGGCAGAUUUUCCUCUCUUGAUUACAUUUGUCGCCUUCAGCGCGCAACCACGCUGGGCUGCGCAGACGUGCGCGCGCCGUACUGAUCCGAGCAAUGGAUCGAAUCGCGGUGUACCAUCGCCGAUACCGUUGCCAAGGUCAUUUCAUGCGCUAUCGUUGAAAGGCGUUCAUCAUGAACUCCUCAAGUUAUACUGUGAGGCCAGUCUCCAGAAACUUUUGCCGCUUUUUCUUAAAAUAAAUCUGUGCAUUCUCAAUGCACUGCAAGAGAGUACAGACAGUUCCUGUCUGUAGCACAGCGGUUUCAGCCUGUGAUGGCACGUUAGCGUUAAUCCACGGAAGACAGCAAAUAUAUUCCCAGAUCCUCCUUCGUCCGAGGCGUGAUAUAUGGUGUACGGCGCGUCAGGCGCGCUCAUUUCACGCUUUUUUACUUCUUCCAGUCCUAUCUAGCCACAACAGCCGGGAGAGCAUAGUCUAGAUAACACAGCGGAACAAAACACGGAGACUAACGCAAACCUGCACACACAAAGCCUUUGACACGGUACGAGACCUACGGGGCAGUACACGCGAGAGCACACACUACCAUAACAAAUCCUCCAUUGAGCCCCGACAACAUGACCUCUAACCUCUCCUCAGUCUUUUUCCUUCCUCCAUGUUUACACGGUACUGGCACGGUACUAGAAAGCCCGGUGUAUCCGUGUUUCUCUCGUCUGUUUAAUUUAACUGAAGUUUUCAGGCAUGUAUGAAAUAACAAUCGCACUUAUUACACCGUGAUUCACUGCCACACCACUGAUUGUGGUCGACCAGUAUGCGUCGGAUUCGGCAACUUGUUCUGGUCGUAAAGUGAACCGGGAAACACGGAUCCAUGGUUUAUGUGCAACGUGUGUCUAUCACGGACAUUGUAGCGCCUCAGUAGCCAUUGAUACAGCUGACACCAUCUGUCGCACCAAAGAAGUGUUCCGGCUUGACUUUCUGAAUGAUAUACAGGUAUGUCGCCUCGUUCUACAUAGUACAAUGGAAGCAAAGAACAAAGUACGUUAUGGGAUCCUCGAGAUCUAUUGCUGCUUACGGAUGCAUUUCUGAUCUGGGGACAUGAUUGUCCUGGUGGUUUUAGGAUGCGGCGUUUGUUGGACGUUGUCGCGAUCUCAUCUCUUACCAAGCGACAGGGCAUACGCCAGUCUUAGCUCAUCUACUGUAAGCGCGUCACACGUGCUGAUGGUAAAGUGUUCAUUAACCAUUCAAAAAUGUGAGCUAUAUGAAGGUUUGCGUGGCAAAGAAUGCAACUCAGAAAGAGGAUAAGCAAGAGCCCCUCUCCUCCAAAGUCUUUCCCUGUGAAGUUACGUUGAGCUUCAUCCCAGCAAAGUGUAUAUGUAUAACAAAAAUGGCUAUAUACAUGCAGGGGAUGAGGGGAGUGCCUGCAUGCAAGAGAAUUUGUGAAUGCAUGUACUCGUUAAACGUGACAUGUGCGAUGUUCUAUCUUCAGAAGAAUGGAGAAUAUAACGUGUGAGUAUCAGUUGCACUAUACUAUGCAGGCGCUAGCAUGAAACGUUGCACACAUCCACGUUUUCCGAAUAUUACAAUUGUACACUUCAUGCCGUGUGAUUGCCUUUAGCGGCACUAAGUGGGGCGCAUGCUCGUCAUGUUUAUUAAUCAAAGUCAAAGGAAGGGCACAUAGUCUGUGACGUUGCGGCCAUCUCAGAGCAGAAGGCGACAGAAAUCGACGUCGAUGUGUAGGGCGAGCGCCCCGCAAUCUAUAACCACGAGGCGGCGGCUUUCGAACGGUAAAAAAAAAUGAAAAUUUUCAACAGCUAUUUUGACUGCUCAUCCGCGCGAGUCGUUGAGAUAAAGUUACGCGAUCUUUAGCGUCACGGCUUUGCUGUUACUUCUGUGCGUCAUAACUGCCACAAAUUGUCAUGCACCCUAGUUUAGCUUCGCGCUAUUUUCGAGUGGAUGGCAAUUUUUCCCUUUCAUGAACUUUCCUCCACCUUGCGGGAUUCCGCAGAACUGAUUUGACAAAGACACAAAUCUUUACUCGUCGCAAGUAACUUUAGCAGGCCAAUUUCGAACGACCUUUCUAAACUUCCUGGCUAGCUUGGUUUCAGGUUGGCUGCAACGACCCCAGAGCAGAGAAUUUGAGGUGAAGCAACUAUAGCAAUAAUUUGAUAGCUGACCAGGCAUGUCGCUGUUAUGAAGAGUUAGGCUGUACAAAAUAUACAGUUCAUAUCAGAUAUGCGAAAAGAAAUUCACUAUACCUUCACAUGUCACGGGGAACUUAGCAAGCAAAGCGGCUGUCAUAUAUCCGACAUUCUUCUCUAUCCCGUCAGCAACCGUGAAGAAUGUCACAGAGUCAAUCUGUAAAAGAUUCACCAUGGAAAAAAAAUAUUAAAGACGUAUGUAGGGAAGGGAUUCGUGUGUUGGUCGUCAGCUUGAAGGAGAGUCGUUCAGAUUUAAUUAACUCAGUUAGGACAAUGGCGUCACAGUUAUAAUUGCUCGUAUACGGAGGUGAGUGCGCGCUGCGAAGCUGGCUUACUGUCACGAACUCUUCGCCUCCUCACAGAGAGAUUAUUUUUAAAAAGCCGGGACAUGCGCAAAUUGUAAUAACGAAUUUUACAACGUUCAAAUUCGAGGAGCAAUGGUUGUGCCAACGGCACCCGUACUUUCUCUAUAGUCCUUCUUUUUUUUAAUGCCCAGAAACCACCUUCAUUUUCGCUGUUGCCCACGUUCACCUCGCGACCCUUCUAUAUCUUCGGAAGAGGCUACAGGCUUGAGGUCUGCAGUGAGUUUGGCACCCAGCCAGACUUUAAGAGAAGGGCGGCAUGGAAGGCAAAAUCAUUGUCCUUAAAGUAGUGUGUUACCGUUUGACGCCAAGAUAACGUCAAGAAUCGCGGGUUUCCUACAAACGAGAAUUGAUAGGUGUUGCCUGCCGUGAAACUUGAUUGCCCCGUCCCGUCUGUGAAAGGAAGAGAGAGAGAGAGAGAGAGAGAGAGCAGAAACAAGCACUACAGGCAAAAGCCAUAGCUGCCGAUUCGGCACGUCAUAAAGCUGCAGCGUUCUGCACUAUCUACUCGAAAAAGAUAUUGUUGCUGGCUGCGGCUAGCUACGCGCUCCGUUAUGACUUGCUAAAGCUUUGAAAAGUCCAUGGUUUCGCUCGACGAAUUCAUCUCGUAACAGGCGCGCAGCCCAUGGGGCUUUCAUAAACCGUCUGCCAGAAAAGGAGAAAAAACGUUGCACGUGAGUGAACAGUCAGUAUUUUCCCCACAUGUGGCCCCGAUACGUUCAAGAAACUGCAUUCUUUGCAGAUUUUAGGCCCUGUCGACAAUGUCAGCUAGACGAGCGAGGCCAGCAUUAGAGGCAGUGAGGCCUUUGUUUCUUAAUGCUCUGUUUAUUUUUUAUCUUUUUUCACAAUGAAGCUGUUCUUGCGAAUAGAUACGGUGUACGGCGUCCUAUUAAAUUAAAUCCUGGGGUUUUACGUGCCAACACUGUGAUCUAAUUAUGAGGCGCGCCGUAGUCGGAGACUGCUUAUUAAUUUUGACCAUCUGUGGGUUCUUUAACGCGCACCGAAUGCACGGUGCGUUCCGCCCCCAUUGAAAUGCGGCCGCCGCACACUUCCGAUCCAAACGUGCGUGUAAAAUGCCGAUAAAAAUUAAUUCAGAACAAGUAAUAGAGAUAGCUCAAUCCAAUAAAAGUUAGAGGGAAUAUUGGCCAUGUCACUGGUAAUGGAUGCGUCGGCGAAGUUAAAACAGCGUGAGAUAAUUAAGGAAUUUGUGGUGAAUUUUACCAAAUGUUCGUUCAGCACACUUUGAAGCUCUCAACAGUGCGGUGUUUCAGAACGAUCGGGUACAUCGAGAUGAAAGUUGCUAGCGGUAAAACGUCCGUUAGGGAUAAAUGUACUGGAGAAAUUUCAAAGUUUGUAUUAUAAGGGACGCACUAGCAAAUUAUAUAAGUUGCGCUAGUUGGAGUUCACCCGCCGUGGUUACUUUAUAGCUAUGGUGUUGGGCUGCUAAGCACGAAGUCGCGGGAUCGAAUCCCGGCCAUGGCGGCCGCAUUUCGAUGGGGUCGAGAACACCCGUGUACUUAGAUUUAGGUGCAAGUUAAAGAACCCCAGGUGGUCGAAACUUCCGGAGUCCCCCACUACGGCGUGCCUCAUAAUCAGAAAGUGGUUCUGGCACGUAAAACACGAUAAUUUUUUUUUUAGUCGGGGUUCUCGUUAGUUGCCGGGGGACUAAAACAUUUGCCAGUCACUGUAUUAAAACAAACCAGUCACUGUAUUAAUUGACGUCCAUACUCCGCCUACGUUAUCAGUGACUAUGAACGGUGAGUGAUAAGAAAGGAAUUGAAUCGAGCGAAAUGAACCCUGUAAUGUAAGGAUUUCUUUCGCUCGAUUCUGUUUCUUUCCUAUCAUUCACCGUUCGCUAUCGGUCCGUACGUCCCGGCGAUAACGCAGACGGAGCGCCACUCCGACCACUAACGAAGCUCGAAAAGACAAUGAAUUGGAAUAGCAUCUAACGUACUAAAAGAGAAAAAAAAGCAGUAGAUGUUUGAAAAGGGAUUCCGAGAGCACCACAACUUCGAACUCUUGUUCUGAAUCAGCUCUUCUUGCUUCAAUAACGUAAAAGAGGAGGAAGAAGAAAGAAAGGGAGAAGGCAGGGAUGUUAACCAGGAGGGCAUCUGGUUGGCUGCCCUACGCUGGGGGACGUAUAAAAAGAAAUAACGCGGCUUACGUGCAGCGAACACUGAAAGUUAGAAACGACCGUGUCGCGUCGUUACGCCAUAACAAAAAGGACUUUGUCGGCAUUGUGACCUGUUUGUGUUUCAAGUGCAAAAUUGUAGGCUAUAUUUCAACGGUGUGGCCUAAAUAUGAGAAUGAAUCGUUGGUCGUGUUAACACGUGGCGUGCGAUUCAAAUACGUUAAUCGCAAGUGGUUGUAAAAAUAUAUUACACAUUCCGCUAUGUUUAUUCGCUCGGAUAUACGCGUAACAUGUUCAUUUGAAAAGGGCGCAUACUUACAGCAGACUGAAAAAUACCUGCAGUGUUUGUAAGGGCAUGAAUGGAACUGUUCGGAUGGCUGCCGACAAGGGCUUCACUAUUCGACUUCUGUUUUCCGUCAAAACUUUUCCGGUGCAUACUGUCUUGCAUGGUAGCAUGCCCCAUUCCCCGUGUAUGUUGCUUUCGACUUAUUGAUACGUUGGUACCAUCUGAGAAAGAAAGCACUUGGCUAAUGCGUUAUAUUUCGGCGUUUUAAUGCGGGGGGUGGUCGUCAAAAGACGCCGUAGACACAUUCCUACUUCGUGAAUACUGAAAGCAAACCUUCCCGCAGCGAUGGGUAUAUAUUUAUCAAAGCGUGAGUGUUUUCCUUCUGCCAAGAGAGGGAUCAGAAAUCCUGAACCUGCUUCUCAGGCCAAAUUUGACUAAGGAAAAAAAAGUAUCUGAGUGUUCAUGUGCAAGCGCAUUUUAACAAGGUACGCCGUGUACCGGCUUGCGGUUGACACUGGCUGGCUACUUAAUCGCUGUUACUUUCCCCACCCGCUCACUAGAGUUAUGCUGACUAUAAUAUCAAACAGGCAAAAGCGACGUCAACAUUCCCGGUGAAUGUAAGACUUAUUUUCUAGCGCACGCGCGCCGUUGUGUGAUGCGAAGUGCAUUGAAAUGUCUUGGGCUUUUGUUAGGUUCUGCCCUCAAAAUACUGUAGUAAACGAAUUAUAUUGUGGUCCACAGUUGUGAACAAUAAAAAACCACUAUACAGGGCCAUAUUUGGUAUUUUUCAACGUGAUUUCUGCCUGUGGUUCAAAAAGUUAUGCUGCGGCGGCUUCAUUAAGGACGAACCACAAUGUGUCACGAGGCAGCACGUUGUCCCACCCUCAAGCUUGUAUCAAAGAAAUAGAAGUAUUGUUGCAUGAAGGAAAGCUCGUCGCGGUGUAUUUCAUGGAUGCAUUUAAGUAGUUACUCCAAAGGGUGUCAUUUUUGUCAAAACCAAACUGAAGCGAAGCUAUAGCCGUUUCAUCAUACGUUCAUAGAAUUUACGGACCCAUAUGCGCAUAUUUCCUCCAUCUUUAAUUUUUUUCAAUGUCCAGAAGCCCACGGAAGAAUAAAGAAGGCCAGAAUGUGUUGCUGUGACUGCUCUCUUACUCUUAUUCCUUUAGGUGUAAUCAAGCUAAGCAUUUUGGUUUACUCUAUCGAAUUGUAUAAUUUUAGGCAGACGGCAGCAUAUGCCUCCGGCUUGUGGCAGCAUUGUGGUCUGUCGAAAGCCUGCCUGAAGCAUGACCUGGCUGGUUAAGUACAGCAACUAUGAGAUAAAACUGUUGGUAAUGUGGGAUUGCUUGUUAGCGUAGAUUGCGAGAGCGCCUAACUCGCGCAGGAGCAUGUGUAACUGUCUCGUUUGCGAUGUCAAGAUAAAGUUUGGUCUCGUUAGCUUUUUUUCCAUUUUUGAAAAAGUUUCAAAAGUACGUUGAAAAUUUGUUUUUGCGCUGAUAAAAUUGAAUCCUGUUAACAUUGCUUUUAUUUAUAUUUCAUGCCUUUCCAGUGUACAGGAUACAUUUAUUCAUGCAAAAAUGUGGCGAAAAAGGUUUUCCUGUGACGUUGCCAUUGUUUUCUCUUGGUCAGGCUAGUGAGAAUGCCCUUAAAACUUCAAACGUCUUCCUUUUUAUUUCCUGUCCCUGCUAGUGACCUCAUCUUUUAUCAAAUUUUUCUUGUUAAACAACUUUUUCAUCGCUCCUUACCCGACACAUUAUUUUAUUCAGUUUUCAGUCGAUUCUACACGACGUUCGCUGGAGCGCAACCAGUGAGUGUUUCAUGUACGCAUAGAUAUGUCGCCAUGCUGUCCAUGACUGUUACUGUACAUAGGCCUGAACAUAUGUCCGGUCACCGUCGUCCAAGCGCUGUGACCGAUCGCUGUUUUUUGGUGGAAGGAUAAAGAAGAGCUACGCCUUCAGAGUAUACUCGCCUGUAAAUAUGUCUCUUGCACAAGCAUAAACCUUCACCACGGACACUUACGGAGCUGCCGCGUGGAGGCGCCUAUUGUAGUGACUGUGUGCGUCUGCUCUCCGACCCUUCGUUGACCUGUUGGUGCAAGUGUCAGUGUAUGGUGACACACAGCGGAUGCGAAGACGCUCUGCGCGCAGAGGAGCGACUGUUUGCCCCGCCCUGUUCGGCUUAUAUUUUUUUCUAGUCACUUUGCCGGUUUUUACAGCACAAAGUGUUGUCAUCUGGAUUCGCCCCGUGACUCAUGUAUUCUUUGAGCCAUUGACCAUUAAAAUCAAGGACGCC